Messenger RNA from Penicillium longicatenatum, 624 nucleotides. RefSeq names its product ATG16 family protein. The transcript has 3 exons. Bases 1 to 624 code for a protein of 207 amino acids. Lineage: Eukaryota; Fungi; Ascomycota; Eurotiomycetes; Eurotiales; Aspergillaceae. The record is from RefSeq and is a predicted model, not a curated record.
AUGGCCUACUGGAGAGACGAGUAUUUGGCUGCGUUGGUCGUUCGAGACCAGAGAGAGAAGGCCAACGUUGCACUCUAUGAUGCCUAUACUCACCUCGCUGAUCGCACGGCCACGCUUACCGCCCCUAUAAGCAUAGCUGGCAGUCCUGCAGUGGACCCAAAAUGUUCGGUCGCCAGAGAGACUCAGCGCCCUAUUUCUUCGGGCGCGACGGCCAAAAAUCAAACGGCUGGUGUCUCAUCAACUGAGCUUUUGAAUAAAACUCGCGCUGAGCUGUCAGAGGCCCAGCGAUUUCGAUCAGAAUUACAGGAGAAACUCAAUCAAGUUACCAGUGAAGUGGAAAAGCUUCGCAAGAAAAACACCCAGGAUGCUCGCCGCAUUAACGCAUUAGAAAGCGAGAGACUGCAAUUGAAUUCACGCCUCAAAGACAGGGACGAAGAGCUACGGGGCAAGGCUAAACUUCUCGAGGAUUUCCAAGAUGAGAUGGCGACAUUGAAUCUCCAACUGAACAUGGCUGACCAAAAGUCAAAUAAGCUUCAGCAUGAAAAUCAAGAGCUGGUUGAUCGCUGGAUGGCGAGGAUGGGUUUGGAAGCAGACGCCAUGAACGAUGCCUCUAAGUUUUCAUAG